Meira miltonrushii is the source of this 831-nucleotide messenger RNA. RefSeq names its product ThiJ/PfpI family protein. Lineage: Eukaryota; Fungi; Basidiomycota; Exobasidiomycetes; Exobasidiales; Brachybasidiaceae. The coding region runs from base 70 to 810 and encodes 246 amino acids. The transcript has a single exon. The record is from RefSeq and is a predicted model, not a curated record.
GGAACAGAUUCGUAAGCAUUCCAUUUCAUUCAACCUCCACAGGAUCGUCAUUUAUACUAAAAACUAGCAAUGGCAACCACAACUGACAAUAGAACGCCAAAAAAAAUAAUAUUGGUGGUAACCAAUGUCGACCGGUACGAUGACCCAAAGCAUCCGACCGGACUCUGGAUUUCCGAAUUAACACAUGCAUACGAUGUGUUUGCUGCUGAAGGAUUUCAACAAACAAUAAUUAGUCCAAAAGGCGGAAAAUCGCCUCUUGAACCUAGGUCGUUAAAAUGGCCAGUUUAUGAUGCCUCAGCAAAAGCAUGGGUGAAUGAUAAAGAAAAGAUGGCUUUAUUAGAAUCAACACUAAAACCCGAAGAUGUUGAUCCGAAUGAAUAUGAUGCAAUCUACUUUACUGGCGGACAUGCUGUCAUGUGGGACUUCCCUCAAGACGAAGGAUUACAAAAGCUCACAAGAGAGAUUUACGAAAAAGGAAGGGUAAUUUCAUCAGUUUGUCAUGGAUAUGUCCGUUUAUUAAACGUUCAUUUAACCGAUGGAAAAUUAUUAGUAAAAAAUAAAAAAGUUACAGGAUAUUCUUGGAAUGAAGAUAUUCUUGCUGGCGUAUCAAAGCAAGUUCCAUAUAACUCUGAACAAAAGAUGAAAGAUCAAGGCGCAAAAUAUCAAAAAUCAUUAUUGCCUUUCGUUUUUACUGUUUAUGUUGAUGAUCGUCUUGUUACAGGGCAAAAAUCCUCAGUCUGCCAAAGAGACGGCCAAGAAAGUAGUUUCUUUAUUGCUAUAAGAUGUAAAAAAAGGUCGAAUUGCUAUUAAUUUCAUUUUUGAUAGACUGCC